Molecule: messenger RNA, 4666 nt
Organism: Rhineura floridana
Lineage: Eukaryota; Metazoa; Chordata; Lepidosauria; Squamata; Rhineuridae
Gene: TRPM2
Product: transient receptor potential cation channel subfamily M member 2
Exons: 32
Coding region: 49-4578 (1509 amino acids)
Biological process (GO): calcium ion transmembrane transport
Cellular component (GO): membrane
Molecular function (GO): ligand-gated calcium channel activity
Source: RefSeq, a predicted model, not a curated record
GUGUUUGAAGUUUGAACAGCUUCUGUGAGAGACCUCAGAAACAUAGCCAUGGCUGGGCCAGGCAGGCGUAUCGGAAAACUCCCCAUGGAGCUGAAUAAGGUCUGCCCUGAUGAAGGAGACAGCUAUCCUGUGUAUCCUACAAGCUGUUAUGAUCUUGACAUGGUCCCAAAUCUCAGACGAAAUAAUAGCAAGUUCAGUAAAAACAAGAGGAGAGCUCACUUCCCUUCCGGAAGUGGCUCCAAUGAAAAGGAAAAUCUGAGCUCAUGGAUUCCUGAAAACAUUCGGAAAAAAGAAUGUAUUUAUUUUAUUGAAAGUUCCCAGACGUCAGAUUCUGGGAAAGUGGUAUGUGAGUGUGGCUAUGUGAGGGAGCAGCAUUUAGAGGAAGCCAUAAAACCUGCCAUGUUCCAGGGGAAAGAAUGGAAUCCCAGAAGACAUGUCCAGGAAGUGCCAACAGAUGCUUUCGGAGAUCUCAGCUUCAUAGGCUUGGGACAGAAAGUAGGGAAGUAUGUGCGUGUCUCCUCUAACACUCCACCGAGAGUCAUCUACCAGCUGAUGACACAGCACUGGGGCCUUGAUAUACCCAACCUCUUAAUAUCUGUGACAGGAGGUGCUAAGAAUUUCAACAUGAAGUUGAGACUGAAGAGCAUAUUCCGGAGGGGGCUUGUCAAAGUGGCACAGACAACAGGUGCCUGGAUCAUCUCGGGUGGUUCUCAUGCUGGUGUGAUGAAACAAGUUGGAGAAGCAGUACGGGAAUUCAGCAUGAGUAGCUGCUACAAAGGCGAGGUUAUCACCAUUGGCAUUGCAACAUGGGGGACUAUACACAACCGCAACAGCCUCAUUUGCCCUAUGGGUAGCUUCCCAGCGGAAUAUGUGCUGGAUGAGGAAACCCAAGGGAAUCUCUCUUGCCUGGACAGUAAUCACUCACACUUCAUUCUAGUGGAUGAUGGGACACAUGGGAAAUACGGUGUGGAGAUCCUCUUGAGGACCAAACUUGAGAAGUUCAUUUCGGAGCAAACCAAGGUGAAAGGAGGAGUUGCCAUUAAAAUACCAAUUGUUUGUGUAGUACUGGAGGGUGGCCCUGGAACUCUUGACACCAUCUACAAUGCUAUCACCAAUGGCACCCCCUGUGUGGUUGUGGAAGGCUCAGGGAGGGUGGCUGAUGUCAUUGCUCAAGUGGCUAAUCUGCCGAGCCCCCAAAUAACCAUCUCCCUCGUUCAGCAAAAACUGAGCAUAUUCUUCAAAGACAGCUAUGAGCAGUUUACUGAGAGUAAGAUUGUGGAAUGGACCAAAAAGAUCCAGGAUAUUGUGCGCAACAGGCAGCUCUUGACCAUCUUCAGGGAAGGAAAAGAUGAUCAGCAGGAUGUUGAUGUGGCCAUUCUACAAGCAAUGCUCAAAGCCUCCCAGUACAGGGAUCACUUUGGCCAUGAGAACUGGGACCACCAGCUGAAACUUGCAGUGGCAUGGAACCGGGUGGAUAUUGCCCGGAGUGAGAUUUUCACUGAUGAUCAUGAGUGGAAGCCCUCUGAUCUGCACCCAGUGAUGGCAGCUGCCCUCAUAGCCAACAAGCCAGAUUUUGUAAAGCUGUUUCUUGAGCAAGGUGUGCACCUGAAGGAGUUUGUUACCUGGGACACCCUGAUCUACCUCUAUGAAAACAUGACAACCUCCAGCGUCUUCCACACGAAGCUACAGAAGGUGUUCCUAGAAGAGAGGGAGAUCUCAGCUUUCUCCAAAGCACCAAGGAUCCAAAUGCACCAUGUGUCCCAGGUGCUGAGGGAAUUGCUGGGAGAUUUCACACAGCAGCUGUAUCCCAAGCCAAAGAACACUGAGCAACACCGUCUCUCCAUCGCUGUGCCUCACAUCAAGCUCAACGUACAAGGGGUGAGUCUUCGAUCCCUCUACAAGCGUUCUGCUGGCCGAGUCACAUUCACCAUGGAUCCCGUGAGAGACUUGCUCAUUUGGGCAAUUGUCCAAAACCGCAAGGAACUGGCUGACAUCAUCUGGACUCAGAGCCAGGACUGCAUUGCAGCAGCUUUAGCCUGCAGCAAGAUACUGAAGGAGCUGUCCAAGGAGGAAGAUGACACUGACAGCACAGAGGAAAUGCUGAACCUGGCAGAGGAGUAUGAAUAUCGAGCCAUUGGUGUCUUCACUGAAUGCUACCGGAAGGAUGAAGAAAGAGCCCAGAAGCUGCUGAUUCGUGUGUCUGAUGCUUGGGGGAAGACCACCUGCCUACAACUAGCCCUGGAAGCCAAAAAUAUGAAUUUUGUGUCUCAUGGGGGCAUACAGGCCUUCUUAACCAAAGUUUGGUGGGGGAAGCUGAGUGUCGAUAAUGGGUUGUGUUGGGUCAUCAUGUGCAUGCUGUUCUUCCCCCUUCUCUAUACUGGCCUCAUCACAUUCAGAGAUAAGAGGCUGCAGCCGAUGACUUGCCUGAAUCGCUUCCAAGCCUUCUUCACUGCUCCUGUCGUCAUCUUCCACCUCAAUAUCCUUUCCUACUUCAGUUUCCUUUGGCUUUUUGCCUAUGUGUUGAUGAUAGAUUUCCAGUUAACUCCAUCCUGGCAGGAGUAUGUCAUCUAUAUCUGGCUCUUCUCCUUGGUGUGUGAGGAGACACGUCAGCUUUUUUAUGAUCCUGAUGGGUUUGGCUUUGUGAAAAUGGUUUCCUUAUACCUCAGUGACUUCUGGAAUAAAUUGGAUGUGUGUGCCAUCCUAAUCUUUAUAGCUGGGCUGACCUGCAGAUGGAUUCCAGCUACUUUAUAUCCUGGAAGGAUCAUACUGUCUCUGGCUUUUAUUGUUUUUUGCCUGCGUUUAAUGCACAUUUUCACAGUCAGUAAAACUCUAGGCCCCAAGAUCAUCAUAGUGAAGAGGAUGAUGAAGGAUGUCUUUUUCUUCCUCUUCCUCUUGGCUGUUUGGGUCAUGUCCUUUGGAGUAGCUAAGCAAGCUAUCUUGAUCCACAAUGAGAAGCGUGUGGACUGGAUCUUCCGGGGUGUUAUUUACCAUUCUUACCUGACAAUAUUUGGACAGAUCCCUUCCUACAUUGAUGGAGUGAACUUCAGCCUUGAUCAGUGCAGUCCGAAUGGGACUGACCCAUACAAGCCCAAGUGCCCCGAGAACAAUGAAGCCAACCAGCAGCCCAUCUUCCCUGAGUGGCUGACAGUCAUCUUGCUCUGCCUGUACCUGCUCUUCACCAACAUUCUCCUCCUCAAUCUCCUCAUUGCAAUGUUCAACUACACAUUCCAGCAGGUGCAGGAGCACACUGAUCAGAUCUGGAAGUUUCAGCGUCAUGACCUGAUUGAGGAGUAUCAUGGCAGGCCCCCUGCUCCACCACCCUUCAUUCUUCUAAACCACCUGCAGCUCUUUGUCAAGCGGAUCAUUUUCCGGAAGCCAGCCACACGGCACAAGCAGCUCAAAGAGAAGCUAGAGAAAAAUGAAGAGGCAGCUCUCUUGUCCUGGGAGAUGUUCCUGAAGGAAAACUACUUGCAAAUCCAACAAUGCCAACAGAAGCAGAACACUGAGCAGAAGAUCCAGGACACUGCAGAGAGAGUGGAUAUGCUAGUAGAAAUGCUGGAUCUUGAUCGGGUGAAAAGGACAGGGCUGGUGGAGCAGAGGUUGGUGUAUCUUGAAGAGCAGAUGUUCCAGUUUUCAAAGGCACUACAGUGGAUUGUUCAUUCACUGUCUAGCAGUGGGUUUGGAUCAGAGGAAGAUGUUCCCAUCAUAGUUCCCAGCAGAGCCCCUGAGAUGAAAGAUUGCCAUGCAGAGGAGAUCUCAGAAUCUGUUCACACCAUCUAUCAUGUGAGCGCCAGAAACCUCUUGUAUCCCAGCUCUACUGCUGUCUGCUUUCCUGUGCCAGAUGAGAAGGUGCCUUGGAAGGUAGAGUUUGAGAUCUACAAUCCACCUUUCUACAGUGCAGAAAGGCAAGACAAUGCUUCACUUGACUUCCUAAGAGACUCUCUAGAGAAUCUUUCAAGGAUAAACUUUAACAGUAUGGAUGGAGAUAUCAACAGACAGAGCUUCCAUGGCACCUAUCGGAUCGAGGAUGGCCUGCCGCUGAAUCCCAUGGGAAGGACAGGAUUGAGGGGCCAAGGGAUCCUUCGGUUCUUUGGACCAAAUCAUGCUCUUCACCCUGUUGUGACACGCUGGAGGAGGAACGUAGAUGGAUCUAUUUAUAGAAAAAGCUUAAAGAAAAUGGUGGAAGUCUUAGUAGUCAAAUUUCCCUUUUCAGAUCACUGGGCUUUGCCUGGGGGAUCUUUACAGCCAGGGGAAGCUUUGCCACAAAAGAUGAAGCGGGUCCUGAGACGGGAAUUCUGGCCACAGUUUCAGAAAUUGUUGAAUCAGGGUACAGAGAUAUACAAAGGGUACAUAGAUGACCCCAGGAACACAGACAAUGCCUGGAUAGAAACUGUGGCCAUCAAUGUGCACUUUGAAGAUCAGAAUGAUGUGGAGAUGAAGCGUAUGAAUUCGUUUCUCCAGGGCAGUGAUUGUGAGGUGACCGUCCAGUGGCAAGUUGUUGACAAGAGAAUCCUGCUUUAUGCGAACCACAAAGAACUCCUGCAGAAAGCAUCAGUCCUCCUGGGAGCAUUCUACUGACAACAUAGGACCAUCGCCCAUAGUCCUCCUCCCAUUUGUCCCUCAGCUCUUUCUAAAUGCAGCAAACCUGACUGGAAUCUUUCCCGCU